AGCAGCAAGCUAAGCUCUCGUUGGUAAGCUAAGCUAGUUGCGACAGCGACGAACAAGCUAAGCUAGAUACUGUCGUUUGAGUUUGAGGUCCGUCAGCGUCAUGGAUGGAGAGAAGAAGGUGUCGUUUAGGGUGAGGGAGUUCGACAUGGAGAGGGACCUGGCGGCUGUCGAGGAGCUCGAGCGCCGGUGCCAGGUCGGCCUGGGCGGCGACGACGACCCCGACGACGACGACGACGACGACGACGACAGUGGCCGUGGCGGCGGCAGCAAGCGGAGGAAGACGACGAAGAGAAAGAAGAAGAAGAAGAAGAAGAAGAAGAAGGGCAUGUCGCUCUCCGUCGAGCUGGUCGGCGACCCGCUGGCGAGGGUCCGCCACGCGCCGGAGCACGUCAUGCUGGUUGCCGAGUAUGGCGAGGAGGCGGAGAUGGUCGGGCUCAUUAAAGCCUGCGUUAGGGUGGUGAGCAGAGGCAGCGGCGGCAAGACACAGAAACCAUCGUCGUCCUCCCCGAAGCAGCAGCAGCCGCCGUCGCCGCCGGCGUACGUGAAGGUGGCCUGCCUCCUCGGCCUCAGGGUCUCUCCGUCUCACAGGCGGCUGGGGAUCGCGACGGCGCUGGUGGAGCGCGCGGAGGAGUGGUGCCGCGAGCGCGGGGCGUCGCACGCGACGAUGGCGACGACGACGUCCAACGCGGCGUCGCUGGCGCUGUUCACGGGCCGGUUCGGGUACGCGCCGUUCCGGCGGCCGGAGUUCCUGGGCCGGCCGGUGCACGCGCACCGCCUGCCCAUCCCGAGCACGCACCGCGUGUACCAGCUGCCGCCGCCGCUGGCGGCGGCCGCCUACGCGCGCCUGUCCCCACCGCACGCCACGGAGUUCCUCCCCGCCGACAUGCCGGCGCUGCUCGCCCACAAGCUCACGCUGGGCACGUUCGUGGCCAUCGAGAGCGGGCCGGAGCGGGACCCGUCCGCGCCGCCGUCCUUCGCCGUGCUCAGCGUCUGGGACUCCACCCGCUCCAUGCGCCUCCGCGUGCGCGGCGCGCCCGCGCUGCUCCGCGCGUCGCUCGCCGCGCUCCGGGCGCUCGACCGCGGCGCGCCGUGGAUGCGCGUCCCGUCCAUCCCGGACAUCUUCCGCCCCUUCGGCGCCUACCUCCUCUACGGCCUCCGCAUGUCCGGCCCCGCGGGCCCUGACCUGCUCCGCUCCCUCUGCCACCACGCCCACAACGUGGCACGCAAGAACCCGGACUGCGCCGUCGUCGCCGCCGACGUCGCGCCCGACGACCCGGCCGCCGCCGCCGUCCCGAGGUGGCGCCGCUUCUCCUGCGACGAGGACGUCUGGUGCAUCAAGAACCUCAGCAAGAAUGCCGACGACGACGACGGCUGGGCGGCGCCGGCGCCGUCCGGGACGGUCCUGUUCGUCGAUCCCCGCGAGUUUUGACGUAGCCAUGGCCACCGAUCGAGCCAUGCAUGGCAGGUGUAGGCAGAGGGCUAACCACCUCGCCUCUGCCAAGUUUUGACAACUACUGCACACGUGUACAUACGCUUGGUACCGCAAUGGCAAUCACCUGCCUUGCCAUUUGUGGUAUCAAACCACCCAAGCUAAAGUGAUGAUGUCUGUAACGGUAGCAUUUGCUUCUGGAUUUAGGAUAGCGACGAGGUUUGUCUUAGUUUCUUUCUAAUCAAUGUCCAAGGAAGAAGAACCGGUUGACGUGUGUUUCCUCAA
Sorghum bicolor (sorghum) is the source of this 1714-nucleotide messenger RNA. Its product is annotated as probable N-acetyltransferase HLS1. The transcript is spliced from 3 exons. The record is from RefSeq and is a predicted model, not a curated record. Lineage: Eukaryota; Viridiplantae; Streptophyta; Magnoliopsida; Poales; Poaceae. Gene Ontology annotation, molecular function: acyltransferase activity, transferring groups other than amino-acyl groups. Bases 101 to 1429 code for a protein of 442 amino acids.